CGUCGAUCCUUCGAUCUAUUCAUCGGCCAGAAUCGAUCCGUGUCUUUUUCCUCAACGUUUCUUAUUUUUUAAGCACUCUCCUGAAACCAUCCUCGAACAAAAGGGGCGGAUGUGUCCAGUGUUCGGGUAGCAGAUAAGAGAAGGGGGGGAGAGAGAGAGAGAGAGAGAGAGAGAGAGAGAGAGAGAGAGAGAGAGAGAGAGAGAGAGAGAGAGAGAGAGAGAGAGAAAGAAGCAGGGGUGGGUUUUUGGUGGAGGGUGGUGCAAUGGCGUUCAAGAUAUCGAGGAGCAUGAAAAACCAGGUGCGAGUGUACAAACUAGUAGAGUUUUUAGAAAGUGGAGCUGGUUUUCUGGUACUUACUGUCCUGACUGUUGAUGUGGGAACCUACGGAACGGCGAUGAGCGCGAGGAUCCUAUGGCUCUGCGUAGCGCUGUUUGUGCUGGAAGUAGUGUCGAAAGUGAUGAGGGGAAUCAUCUACAAGGAGUAUUUCCAGGGUAUGUCGUGCGCCCAGGUCUCUAAGAGUCAAGGGCAAUCCUCCCGGAUGAUUCUUGGAAGUUUCCAUGUGCUGAACGGGAAGGUUCGCUCAACUUUCGCCUACGUGUCUCUCAGUGCGUUCGUCCGUUUAUGUGCGAUGAUUGCCCAGUUGGGUCUGGGAGUGCGGCUCUAUCGAGCUAUCCCGGAUCUGACGAGGCGUAGAGAUUACCACGAGGACUGGGCGAAGAUGCGAGCACACGAGUUCAUUGCUGUCACUUGUAUUUGUCUACUCUUGCACUCUUUGCUCAUGUGCAUCUUGAUCUUCUUCGGAUUAGAGUAUGCCUUGUUCAGAACGUGCCUAUACGCUCUCGAGUUUCGAAGGUGUCGGGACAUGCAGCUAACUGACAACGGACACUUUCCAUUUUGGGAAAGAUUCGAGCGGAUUCGUUUGGAGAUCGAGACCGGUGUUACUUGGUACUUCCACUACAAUCGUCACUUCUGCUUCCAAGCGGUCGAGGCCCACUCGAACAAGACGGAGUGCGGGCUUCCUGGCUACUGGUUCUACAGCGUGAAGGAGCUCGUGGAUAUGGUGAGAGAGGACUUGCCUGAUCUGUACGAGGAGGUUUAUGAAGGAAGAAAAGGCAAGACUUCAGGCAAGAAAGUGGACAUGGCGCUAGGGUCACUGAAGCACCUCUCCAAGCAGAACAAGAUGGGCGGAUGCGAGUUGUUUGCUUCGGACGACGAGAUGGCCAAGCAUAUGCAGGACCUGAGUCAGGCUAGCCGGUGCAAGACGGACGUGGACGCAAGUCGGGAUUUUGCUCGUGCUCAAGGGUAUUUGGCAAUGCUGCGAGUGAUCAAGAGCUCCGCACCCAACUCCGACUACAUCAAGAUGGCUGCUUCCAUCCUCGCCGGCUUCGCCUCAAGCCUCUCCGUCCUCCCCUGGCAACCAUCUCCUCUAGGACUGGGAGAUGGUUUUGACUCGCAGCAUUUCAUACUCAGUAUGCUGCAAGACGACGACUUCCGCUCCUGUACGGUCCAGUUGCUGCACAGUCUGAUAAAGCAGUUCGCUUCCGUCUCCCCGGACUCGCCGCUCAAUGGCAGCAGCACGUUCGACCUUCAGGACGCAACUCUCUCUGCCAUAUGCUCCUUUGCUAAUGCAGCAAGCGACAUACAUGCUCACCACGACGAUCUGAAGACCCGUGGACUUUGCCCUUCGUGCCUGACUGAUGCGGCAAGGAGAGACGCACCAGCGGGGCAGGAGGACUGUUGUGAGGUGCAAAUCACUCCUUCCCGAUCAGGGGGGGAAGGACCAACAAAAAGGAGAGAGGAGGAUCCGGAGUACUACAAAAUGCAAUUCAGCAAUAGUUUCACGACGCUUCGUCCACUAGGCUGGCCUCUGGAGACACCAAUUCCGGACUUUCACGGAGCUGACAAUGUGUGGGUGUGUGCCCUAAAUGGCGUGAGGUCUGCACUGGGUAAGCAGGAAACAGUGGACAUCUUACUCAAUGCUGCAAUCCACUGGCCGAAUCUAUCAAGCAGCAUAGUGACCGACUGUGUCCGGACUCUAUCCUGUCUUUGGUCCCGAAGGAUGAUCAAGUGGCAUAGAUUUGAUGAGCAACUGUUGAAUGAUUUCCCUCAGCCUAUGGCCUUGAUAGAAGACUUGGAGAGGGCGGAUGCGGUGAGAGAGAAGCUGAAGUCGCUGGUUGAUCGCUUUAGUGAAUUUCCUCCUGACUCGAUGAUCACGGCACCGUUCUGCAACCUGCACGUGGCUAAGAUCCUCAUCUCUCAGGGGAUCAGGGAUGUAGAUGCACAGGUUGCAAAGAUUCUGUUGCAGUGUCUGUGCUACUGGAGGCGAGCGUUAGGCUCCAGAGAGCUGGACUGGUUUGCUUGCGAGACCAUAGAGACCCUGCGGGAUCUGUUUGUCACAUCAACGGAGCAGGACUCUCUCAAGCUCCAAAUCUGGCAAUCUUCAGGAGGGGUUAAUUGCCUGAGAUUGAUGCUCAAUGACAAGGUGAGUGUCAGUCGAUCGGUGCGCUUCUGCAGGGAGGCGCAGACUUUCGGUCACCGAUUUCGGGAGCAUAUGGUGAGCGUGCAAGAUGGGGGAGAGCAGCCCUGGGCCUACGAUGCAGGCACCCAUACCAAUCGGUGUGUGGCUGCUGCAGCACGGCUCUUCGCAGAGCUGAUCCAAUCAAACAAGGGGUUCAACAUCCUGUCACAACCACAAGAUGGCGAGGCCUUUUUCGAGACCCUAAUCAUGAGCUUGAGCUCCAUACUUGCUCCGGAACCGGACCAGAGGGCAGGCCAACUGGAUCGCUCACGUACAGAUGGCCCCCCCGGAAGGUCCAUACCGGGGACGAACACCACAUCUCGUUCCUGCAGCUCAAUCCUCCCUCUACUCAACAUCACAGCACGCUUGGUCUUGCUCUUCUGGGAAUCUCUGGGCAACCCUGCCUGGCGGCCGGUUUUCGGUUUGUUCGAGAACAUCAACUCCGCUCUCACUGAGAGUUCCGAGCACAGGCUCGAGUACUUCGAGACGGCAGUCAACAACCUAUUGGCCAAGGUGUACGCAGCACGAAUCGCUUCUUAUGUCGUUGAUCGAUGCCCCCAGCUCUUCGAGACUUCUCACACUUUCUGCUCCCGCCACCUCCUCAACAUCUUUCUUCCUCCCUUAGUCGACCAUUUUGUACUCCCCGGAGCCUUCCCAAGGUUGCAGAGGCGUCUGGGGCUUGAUGAGUGGCAGGUCCGGCUUCGCGAAGAGGCCAACAAUCUGAUUGCAAAGGUGCUGAUCAGGGUCAUACCUCGUGCGUAUGAGCUGCAACAGCAUCCUACGGAAGGGAGAGGUGAGAUGGAGCGCGCCUUAGACGAUCUCAAUGAUUGGGCAAUAAGGCUUCACAUUGGGAAUCGGGAGGAGAGGCAGAAGAUGCCAGACAUGGUCUCCGGGCUUGUGGACCUGGUGCACCGUCUUCACUCGGAUGCGAAAAGACGACCUUCGCAAGUGAUGGACCCAGCAGAGUCUGUCUGAGCUUUGAUACUUGGAGAAAAGAAAAGAAAAGAAAAAACAGCGUGAUGAGAAAAGGACACAGGAUAUGGAAGAGUUGAGAGCCUCCUACGGUCUUCGCCCGAAUAAAACGCCUCGGCAUUA
Molecule: messenger RNA, 3614 nt
Organism: Chara braunii
Lineage: Eukaryota; Viridiplantae; Streptophyta; Charophyceae; Charales; Characeae
Source: the annotation of a GenBank genome assembly